AUGAGUUCUUCAAAAAACCAUGAAGUCAUUUCACUGGAGUCACGGCGAAGUGAUAGUUUAUCCAGUAUGCAGUUUUUGGAGUGGAUGAUGGAAUUAGGCAACAGUUCCAACAAUGCUUUCAUAUUAACCACACGGAGAGCAAUGAGAGAAACUUAUGCUGGAAUGGUUUAUAUUGCAGUUGCACCACUUUCCGAAGUUCUCGAACAUCCAGCACCAAAUGGCGAAUCAAACGCAAUAAGAUGUCCUAUCCGAACUGAACCAGUUUUUGCUCCAAAUUUUGCAUCAGUUUUCAAACCUUUGUCCACAUCAGCCUGUUAUUCUACUACGGAUAUCCCAUUUGAUUCAAACUCGCAAAAUUCAACCGCUGUUUCUGAUCGUUCUUCUCCAUCCACCAUACCACCAACGACAUUAUCCAAGACUGAAGUUUCUGCUCCACCAACUCCUCUUCAGCCAUUGUCACCAAGCUCUUUCCAAGCGCCAAACAUCUCACCGUUGUCUCCGCAUUUGGGUCCACUAACGCCUCCUCCAACGUUGGAUUUAUGUUCAUUCCCAACUGAGCCAGUUUCACCUACUUCUCCAAUUCCGGCUCCAGCAGAUGCAAUUUUGCCGAGUUCUUCAGCUACUUCGUCCCCUCCUGAGCUGGCUCCGGUUGUUGGCACUUUGCCAGUUUCCUCAUCAACCUCCAGAAAACUAAUUUCUUCGACACCAGCAGUUGCUCUUUCAACAAUGUGUUCGACCUCUUCACCAGCUCAAAGAAGUUCAUCAGAAUCAUCAGACUUGGUUGAAGAAGGUUCUCAUCCAACUAUGUCUCCGCAUCUUGUCACACUUUUGGCUCUUCCAGUGAGAGCUACAGAUGCAAUCUCAACUGAUGACUCGUCCAAUGUUUCAAAUCGUCAAAUUAACAAUUCAAAUCGUCGUGCCAAUCGGACACCCUCAAUUGAUCUCGGUCGUGCUGCUCACUCUUCGGGGGAUAAAACUUCUCCCACAGAUCAAAGAAAUUUUGCGAAGUCAUCGUUUUUGGAUAACGAACAUACUCGUUUGUCGGUUUCUCCACAUCUAUCCUCAGACUGUUCAGCUGAAAUUGGCUCCUCAGCUCGAUCCAACUCGUCCAGCCAUCAAGCUCCUAAUGUCUCAUUUACUGAUUGCAUUCCAAGCCAUGCAGACAAUCACUCACCGGUUUCUUCAACAUCUUAUGCAGCUCAACAAAAUCCGGUUGUUGAAGCUUUGGUUGCUGGUGAACUCCUUCCAAAGCGUUCAACAGUUCCUGUCUCCCAUCUUGUUCAACAAUCGAAGACUAAAGAUGUUGGUUACCCAUUCACGCCCAACUCUCCAGAAAACCAAGCAUCAUCAUCUUCGAAUACUCCACCAGGCUCGACAACACCGAACUUGAUUUCUUCUUCAUCUCUACGGAAACGCCAACAUGAAUCAACUUUAGAAAAAGAAUCAAAAAAGAAGAAACCAAUCAAAAAGUAUAAGAAGAAAACGAGGAAAUCAAGAAAGCCCAAAAAAGUGUCUUCACCACCAGCCCCAUCAUCAAGUCGUGUCGCAAAGUCUCAAGCAUCAGUGUCUUAUUUACCUUCCUCCUCAUGUUCAAAUGACGAAGAAUGCUCAACAUCAUCAGACUUGGCUUCAAGAGUCAAACUUCGUCGACAAAGAGCUAUCGAGGAACAACAACCUAAAAGAACACCACCCAAAAAAAAAGUUCGCAAAAAUGUGCAAGACAAGGAGAAAUGUGGUGCUCUUCCAAAUUAUUGCUUGUGUGUGAAAUAUGAAGAAGAAGAAGGAGGCCUUCAUUGGGUGUCCUGUGAUCUAUGCCGCGAAUGGUUUCACAUUUUUUGUGUGAGGCUCGACAACAUCAAUUUUGAAAAGGAAGAACCGUUUGUGUGCUGCGGAGAGCGGCCUACAAAAGAAGGACGACGAGUCAUGAGAGGAGCGGUAUACGACCAAUACCAAAAGAUGCAUCCACGACCAAAACCAUACUGA
Caenorhabditis remanei is the source of this 1983-nucleotide messenger RNA. RefSeq lists its product as uncharacterized. The record is from RefSeq and is a predicted model, not a curated record. The coding region runs from base 1 to 1983 and encodes 660 amino acids. NCBI's taxonomy places the organism in Eukaryota, Metazoa, Nematoda, Chromadorea, Rhabditida, Rhabditidae. The transcript is spliced from 3 exons.